Messenger RNA from Echinostoma caproni, 3090 nucleotides. The record is from the annotation of a GenBank genome assembly. Lineage: Eukaryota; Metazoa; Platyhelminthes; Trematoda; Plagiorchiida; Echinostomatidae.
AUGAGUCCCGGUAUUAUCAAUCAAAAGCACAUGCAAACUACUUCAGCAGAUAAUGCAGCUCUACAUCCGGUCAUUUUGGAGGAAAUUUUACAAACCUACAAAGCCAGUGUGAAACGAAUGCUGCGCAUUGAGGCAAAAGGUCCGGAAUCCCAUACAAGGGAAUACGAUAAAUAUCAGUUCCUCGUGAGCCGCCAAGCGGAACGUGAUAUUGAAGAAAUGUUGAACCCAAAACAGCCGGAUGCUGUUCCCGAGAAACCGAAACGCAAUUCGUCAGACGGUGGUUCCGAGACGGAGCCAAACGAAGAGGAAGAAGAGGACGAUUCCGGAUCACCGAAACAGAAAGUUGUUCCAGCUGUGGAAGGUCCAAGUUUUGAGGAUUUGGCUCGUGAGUUGACUAAAUAUACCCGGUUGGCCAAACGAAUUCAGUAUGAAUCCCGACGUACGAUCAAGCUGGGGUUAUUUGAAAUUCAUUGUGAUGAUCUGAUUCGGGCUUUGGUCAAACGUGCCGAGGGUAUUUGCGAUCGACUUUUGGACCGGAUACUGGAAGAUCAUCGGACCACGAAUAGAGCGUUGAUCAAAGAGUACGAAUUAAUCGCAUCAAAGGCACUGACUGUUCCGACCGAUAUCGCGCACAUGAUGCAACUGACCGAGUUCGUAAACCAGACAGAGAAAGUGACCAUGCAUGAAUUGGAGCGUAAACUGGAUCGAUCCAAAGAUCGUCUACUAUUUCUAAUGGAUCACGCUCAACUGAAUCCGUCCGAUAUGCGUAUCAAUAGUCAAGUGUUUGAAUGGCACAUGCGUAUGACCGAUGUGUUCGAGGAAAACCGGCGUACGGCGGUCGUGAAACGAGAAGAGUUUGAGAUUGGUCUGCGCUACCGUAGAGAACGAUUCCUUGAAGAGUUAGAGUCCUAUCGCAGACAAGUGGAAGAAUUCCAGGGUCUGGGUGAUUUGAAUGAGAUCAAUAGAUAUCUGAAAAAAGCCCAAGCACUGGAUAACAAAUUGGAAUUGGCAGUGGCUAAAAUUGAACAGUUCAACUCGGAAGAAGAGGCACUUAAAUGGGAUACAACCACAUAUCCCAUACGUGGUGAAGUUCAAAACACUUUACGUCCAUUUCUCAAACUGUACGAGACCACAGUCGAAUUCAACAACAAAUAUCGUGAAUGGAUGGAUGGUCCUAUGGAUAAAGUGGAUCCAGAACAAGUGGAUGCGGAAGUUUCCAAUCAAUACCGUACUUUGUACAAACUGGAAAAAUCAUUCGAUUCACUUCCGGCUCCGCGGAAGAUUGCAGCCAAGGUACGAGGUAAAGUGGAAGAGUUCAAAGAACACCUGCCUCUGAUUCGAACCCUGUUCAAUCCAGGUCUGCGUGAACGGCACUGGGUACAAAUUUCCGAUGUGGUUGGUUACACACUUCGCAAUGAGGAGGGCAUGUGUUUGGCCAAACUGGUGGAUAUGAAUCUCGAACCUCAUAUUCCCAAAUUUGAUAUGAUCUCUGAGGCGGCUACCAAGGAACACAGUUUGGAGAAGGCCUUGGACAAAAUGCGAAAAGAAUGGGCACCGGUGGAGUUCAAUCUUAUUCCGUACCGAGACAGUGGAACACUCAUUCUUUCCUCUGUGGAUGAUAUUCAGGUCAUGCUGGAUGAUCACAUUGUCAAGACACAGACAAUGCGUGGUUCACCGUUUAUCAAACCAUUUGAAACGGAGAUACGUGACUGGGAACAGAAACUCAUUCUCACUCAAGAUAUCUUGGACGAAUGGAUGAAAGUGCAGGCUACAUGGCUCUACCUGGAACCGAUUUUCAGCUCUCCAGAUAUUAUGGCCCAGAUGCCGGAUGAGAGCAGAAAAUUCACCACGGUGGAUAAAACGUGGAAAGAAUUGAUGAAAAGUGCGAAUGUGGAUCGUAAAGUCAUGACUGUAAUUCAGAUCGACAAAAUGCUGGACAAAUUUCGCAAAUCAAACGAUUUACUGGAGGCAAUCCUGAAGGGAUUGAAUGCAUAUUUGGAAAAGAAACGUCUCUAUUUCCCUCGUUUCUUCUUCUUAUCGAACGACGAAUUGUUGGAAAUUUUGUCGGAAACGAAAGAUCCGACCCGUGUGCAACCACAUUUGAAAAAAUGUUUCGAAGGUAUCGCAUCACUCACAUUUACCAAAAAUUUGGACAUUACUCACAUGAAGAGUAGUGAGAACGAGGUGGUAGAACUGAAAGAAGUGAUUUCAACCUCUAAAGCGCGUGGAGCUGUGGAGAAGUGGUUGCUUGAGUUGGAAGAUAACAUGAUCACUUCGGUUCAUUUGACCAUCAGUAAUGCACUGGAAGACUAUUUGCAAUCCCCUCGUCGGGAAUGGGUGAAAACGUGGUGCGGUCAAGCAGUUUUGGCCGGUUCCAUGUUCUUCUGGACCUUGGAAACCGAGAAAGCGAUCUCGGCCGGGCCUUCUGCAAUGGGUGACUAUCUCAGAUUGAAUAAUCAACAAAUUGAGGAGAUUGUGGCCAUGGUGCGUGGAAAAUUGUCCAAACAGAAUCGGACCACAUUGCAAGCUCUGAUCGUCUUGGAUGUGCACGCACGGGACGUUUUGGCCGAAUUGAUUUCGGUCAAAUGUAGCUCAAAAACGGAGUUCUCUUGGCUAUCGCAACUUCGUUACUACUGGGAAGAGAAACAGUUGGGUUUGGCUUCUUGUGGUGCUUGGUCCUGUUUCGACGAGUUUAACCGCAUAGAUCUGGAAGUGCUGUCUGUCGUGGCUCAACAAAUUCUCACCAUUCAACGUGCAAUUAAUGCGAAACAAGUUCGUCUUGUAUUUGAGGGCACAGAUAUCAAAUUGGAUCCAACCUGUGCUGUGUUUAUCACUAUGAAUCCGGGUUACGCAGGACGAUCGGAAUUGCCGGAUAAUUUAAAGGUAAACCAAAGUAUAAUUACUGUUCUCUAUGCUCUCACGCUUCACUGGAUAAAACUCAUACAACUUGAAUCGAAUCGAAGGACUGGGAUUUUAUUCAAAUGGGCAACUAAAAGACAGUACUGGAAACCGGUGCAUGAAAGUGCAUGGCUGUACGAAUUAAAGUGGUUUUACCCGACGGGGACAGUGGUGAAUCGAACGAGCGCCUGA